UUCGCAAAGGAAGUAAAGAUAAUUUCAGUGCAAAAUGAGUGGCGGUUUAGCUCCGAGUAAAAGCACUGUCUACAUUUCUAACCUACCUUUUUCGCUGACUAAUAGCGACUUGCACAAGUUAUGCACGAAAUAUGGCAAAGUCGUUAAGGUGACUAUUGUCAAAGACAAACACACGCGGCAGAGCAAAGGUGUCGCGUUUGUGCUGUUCCUGGACCGAGAGUCAGCGCAUAACUGCUCCCGGUCCCUGAACCACAAGGAGCUGUUCGGCAGGACGGUGAAGGCCAGCAUCGCUGUAGACAACGGAAGAGCUGCGGAGUUUAUCCGGAGGAGAAACUACACCGACAAGUCCAAGUGUUACGAGUGCGGCGAAGACGGUCACCUGAGCUACUCCUGCCCAAAGAAUCUGCUCGGAGAAAGAGAGCCUCCACCGAAAAAGGACAAGAAAAAGAAAAAGAAGACGAAGAACGUUGACGAGGUUGAGCCCGAGGAAAGCGAAGAUGAAGGAGAAGACCCCGCGCUGGACAGUUUAAGCCAGGCCAUUGCUUUCCAACAAGCACGAAUGGAAGAGGAGGAAAAGCGAAGAAAGCAGGGCGCAGGAGACCCGAGCCACACUUCCACAUCAUCGGAUAGCUUGCACAAACCCAGGAUCAAAAAGAGCACAUACUUCAGUGAUGAGGAAGAGCUCAGCGACUGAUGAUGUACGAUCUUUAUCAAAGAUUACAGGACUUAUGGGUUAAAAUAUCUUGUGAGACUUAAGAAAAGAGCAUGCUACAAAUAAAACAGUCUCCUGGUGUUUGGAACGAUGUAGGAACUGAUGCUGCAUUGACAUCUUUACAGACGUUGUGGUCAUUCUAUACAGCCAUUCAGAUUUGUUUUACAUUUAAAAUACUGGUAAUGGUUUCACUCGUUGUAUUUUUACACUGUGUAAAUAGUCAAGAACGUCCACUAAUUAGUACAGAAUGAUUCCAUAAUAGAAAUCCUCCCUGUGUAAAUAAAGACUGUUACCAGUUUGUGUGGAUAACUGGAGUUGUAAUGAAUGGUGAGCUCUUAUGAAGAGAGCUGAAUACUUAAUUUGGCAAUGUAAAUGUUUAGUUAAAAAUAAUAGAGGUUUUAAAAUGAUCUUUAACAUUAAAAUGAUUAUAUUACA
This is a messenger RNA of Clarias gariepinus (North African catfish), 1147 nucleotides long. RefSeq names its product zinc finger CCHC-type and RNA binding motif 1 (gene zcrb1). Gene Ontology annotation, molecular function: zinc ion binding; RNA binding. The record is from RefSeq and is a predicted model, not a curated record. Gene Ontology annotation, biological process: mRNA splicing, via spliceosome. The transcript has a single exon. Bases 35 to 694 code for a protein of 219 amino acids. Lineage: Eukaryota; Metazoa; Chordata; Actinopteri; Siluriformes; Clariidae. Gene Ontology annotation, cellular component: U12-type spliceosomal complex.